AUUUUUAAAAUGGGCACGACCCCUUAAAGAUUGUAGAGAUCAUUACUGAGUGUUUUCUCUCGCCCCUCAUUUGAAGUCAUUUCAUAGUCUCACCCCGAGACUAGUCAUUUCUUUAAUCUUAAUGUUUAGAAAGCUUCAAAAUAAAAGUCAAUGGCAGUCUCCAGCAGUAGUUCUUGCCUUCCUUUAGAAGAUGAAGACACCAGCACCAGCCCCUCUUGUUUGAAUAAUGCUACACUACUAGCAGAUCAUGAUAAACCAACCACUGCUGGUCUAAUGACUGAUGGAGGAGAAGAAGGGAGUUCAUUAAAUGUUAAAUUCUCAUCUGAUAUUCGUGACACCAUAGACCACGAGGUACACAAGUGGGUCCUCUCACAAUUUGAUAAAAACAAGAUACUCAAUUCAAAUCAAAUACGACAGAAAGCGUACGAGAUAGGUCAGAAACACGACCAGUACUUCAAAGCCUCUCUCAACUGGUACAAGAACUGGAAGAAGAAGAUUAACUUUGAGGAGCAGCCGGAACUGGACGCCCUCAGGAACAGGAAGAGAGCCUAUACAGCUGCUUUUAAACUCCACGCAGUACAACGCUCCAACGAACUACUGUCAGUUAGUCAGGCCUCUCUGGAACUCAACGUCUCAAGAAGGUGUCUUCAAAGAUGGAAGGAGGAGCUAGAUGUGAUCAGUACUGUAGCUGAGACAGCGUCUAAUGCAGUGUACCGUCGACCAGGUCAAGGGAGAAAGGUUGGUGACAGCUCUCUUGAUUUGAAACUAGUGGAGUGGCUGCAAGAAUCAUGGAAGGAAGGACAGCAGGUGUCAUCAUCAGGAGUGAGACAAAAGGCUAAGGAGAUCAGUGCUAAUCCUGACUUCAAGGCAUCGCUAGGUUGGUACAUGAAAUGGCAGAAACGACACAACGUCAACUUGAAAGAUAAAACCAUAGACUCACCGGCUCUUAGAGGUGACUCCACCCACUUGAAGCUCCGCCUACUACCGGAGGGACAGCAGUGUGCUUAUAGUAACCACACUGUCCACCCACGGAAGAAGAGGAAGACAAUAGAGGAACAACCCCUCAGUCCGGUAGAGGAAGUGGGCGGGGCUGGAGAGAGUGAAGCGGAGUUUGACAGAAUGUUACUAACAUGGCUAGUGGAGCGAUGGGACUCUUCUGAUACUGUAACUGAGCGAAUGUUACGAGAGAAAGCAAACGAGAUAUUGACCACACCCACUUCAUUCCGACCUACCAAAUCCUGGCUGAUUGACUGGAUGAAGAAAUACAACGUGUCACUAGAGAACCAAACCUUUGGACUAAGAGGAGAGAAUGAGGGGGAGAUUGUGGAGGAGAGUCCAGUCUAUGAUGAUAUUACAGUUCAUGAUUCCUCUCCUCUCACGCCCACUAAAGAAGAAGCAGCUACUGCUUUAGCGUCUUUAGCUAGCGAAGACCCCGGGGGGCUGGAAAUUGCUGAAGCAUUACAGAAAUUAGCUUCUGCUUUUGGACUUAACCAGGCUACUGGUAAAGAAGCAGUGGUUCAUCAGUUAGCCGCACUUUCUGAGCAGAUGACAUCCCAGCCCUCACUAAUGUCACCCUCUCCUGCCGUUCCCCCGGGCAACAUAAUAGCCCCCGCCCCUUUACCCCCGGCAACAGACCCCACCUACCUCCUAGAAGAAGGCGUGGUCCAGUUAAGCAGCGAGGACGUCAUUUCUGAGGAGAUAGUAACUGAUGAUAAUAUCAUUGUCUAUGAUGAUCCUAACACUACUACCAUUAAUGAAGGUCAUGGGGGCGUGGUUAGGGGUGGGGCUAAUAUACUAGAUACAAGCAGUACCACUGGGUCCGGUAAUAUUGAGUAUGAGAUUGUGGGUGGGGCCACGGGGGCAGACUUAUUGACAUACCCACCUGGUGGUAUAACGUCUUAUGAUAAAGAAGAUGGAGAUGUGUUAACCACACCUCCUCCACGACAUGUUUUUGUUGAAGAUGGUUCCGGUAAUUUAUUGGCCACACCCACUGCUCAACAGGGGGUUGUUACUCGUGUGGGUGGAGAGGAAGAGGUGACAACUGAGAGUGUGGUCAUUGAUGACAAUGAUGAUAAUAUAAUUAACGAGCUGAUAGCCACGCCCCCUAAUAUUAACGAUGUCCUUAUCAUGAAGACUGAUAAUUCUUUUGAUCAGAAUUAGACUGACCACUCCCACUUUUAUAA
Messenger RNA from Amphimedon queenslandica, 2183 nucleotides. RefSeq lists its product as uncharacterized. Gene Ontology annotation, cellular component: nucleus. The record is from RefSeq and is a predicted model, not a curated record. Gene Ontology annotation, molecular function: DNA binding. NCBI's taxonomy places the organism in Eukaryota, Metazoa, Porifera, Demospongiae, Haplosclerida, Niphatidae. The transcript has 3 exons. The coding region runs from base 151 to 2160 and encodes 669 amino acids.